AUCUGGCCAUGAUGAAACGCGUCGUCAAAGAAUACAACGAAAAGUUUCGCGCGCUGGCCGAUAGCGGGCGCUACGAUGGCAGAGACGACUUUACUGUGGUCUACCAGCCUUACAUGGAGGACGCACCGCUACCAAUUAAGGCAGACGGGAAACCAGAUAUGACGUUUGUCGCACCCGAUUGUUUUCACUUCUCAAGCCGUGGGCAUGAAUCUAUUGCACUGGCCAUGUGGAACAACAUGUUGGAGCCCGUGGGGAAAAAGACCAAGGCAGCGUUGGUCACCAGUGAUAUGUACUGUCCAACAAAGGAACAUCCGUACAUAUUUACGAAACAGAACAGCAUCACACCUGAUCAAGGAGAGCUGUAGGCAGGAGACAGGAGGCGG
Priapulus caudatus is the source of this 383-nucleotide messenger RNA. RefSeq names its product phospholipase B1, membrane-associated-like. Gene Ontology annotation, cellular component: brush border membrane. The transcript is spliced from 4 exons. Lineage: Eukaryota; Metazoa; Priapulida; Priapulimorpha; Priapulimorphida; Priapulidae. The coding region runs from base 9 to 365 and encodes 118 amino acids. Gene Ontology annotation, molecular function: phosphatidylcholine lysophospholipase A1 activity; A2-type glycerophospholipase activity; retinyl-palmitate esterase activity. The record is from RefSeq and is a predicted model, not a curated record. Gene Ontology annotation, biological process: phospholipid metabolic process.